AUGGCGGCGAUGCAGUGGUGCGGCGCGAUGACGCGACGGAUUAUGAUGACGCAGCGUACGUCGGCAGCAGUGAAUGGUUCGGCGAGGUUAUCUCCGGCGUCUGCAGCUCCGGCGGUAUCGGAAAUGGAUUUGUGCGGAAGAGGGGAUAAGAAGACGAAGAAAGGGAAGAGGUUCAUAGGAUCGUACGGGAAUUCGAGAGGGAAGAAGCAGAAGAUGAUUGAGCGGAUCAAAGACAAGCUCGAGGUUCCCAGGUCUACUCCUUGGCCUCUCCCUUUCAAGCUCAUCUGA
Messenger RNA from Microthlaspi erraticum, 288 nucleotides. The record is from the annotation of a GenBank genome assembly. Lineage: Eukaryota; Viridiplantae; Streptophyta; Magnoliopsida; Brassicales; Brassicaceae.